Molecule: messenger RNA, 1086 nt
Organism: Plasmodium gonderi
Lineage: Eukaryota; Apicomplexa; Aconoidasida; Haemosporida; Plasmodiidae
Product: variable surface protein
Exons: 3
Coding region: 1-1086 (361 amino acids)
Source: RefSeq, a predicted model, not a curated record
AUGGCUGAUGGUUCUAAAUAUAGUUUUGACAGAAAUGAAUUAACUUCCGUAAAGUAUUAUACUACGCUGGAUACAGGAGUUAAAAGUGAAUAUAAUUCUAUAACAUUCUGUAGUCCUAAAGAAAAAGAAAAUUCAAUAGAUGACUACCAAGAAAUUAAGGAAUUCUGUUCAAAAUUAACACAUUAUUUAAAAAGAGAAAACAAACAUAUGAAACAAUGUAAUUUGAACAAUGAUUUCUGCAAUAUAUUAAGUUACUGGUUAUAUGGAAAAUUAGUAAUAAUGUGUAAAAGUGUUAAUUGUAAGGCUAACGAUAUUUAUAAUAAAAUUUUCAAUAUAUUAACGCAGUCUUCGAAUUCUAGAAUGUUCCAGAGCAACCCUUAUUUCCGUUGUAAACUGGAUUAUAACAUAAAUUUGAAUAACAAUUGGGAAAACAGAAAGAAAUUAUUUGAUUAUUAUUUGGACUAUGAAAAAAUUAAGGAAAAGUAUAAAAAUGAUAAAGAAAAAUGUGAAACAUAUCGUAGAUAUUUUGUUGAUAAAGAAGAUCUAUACCUUCAUUUUGAGAAAGAUUGUACAAAUGGUAGUGAAAUUCAGUGCCCAAUACCAUAUGAGAAAUAUAAAAAUUGCGAUCCAAGAGAAGUUAUUAAAGAGUUUAUCUGCCACAAGGAAGCACAAGAAGAAGUUGUGAGUUUAAAAACGUCAUCUCCUGAAACAUCAGAUAUUCAUCCAGAAGUUUCAGGGUAUUCCUUUAGUGAACCAAUCAUUCCUUCAACUGAAGAAGAUGGUUAUGAUGGAGAAGUAAAUGAAAUAGAAACAUAUGGAGAAUCCGAUAAAAUAAACGAGCGUUUCAGUCCUCUAGCAGUGUUUUGUAAUGUCUUUCUAGGAGGAAUAAUCAUUUCAUUACUUGUUGGUGUUUUAUAUAAAUUUACACCCAUAGGUAAUCAGUUAAGAAAUAUCAUGGUAAACAGAAAGAAUACAGUUGGACAUCUAAAUAAAGAAAGAAAUGAAUUAUAUAAUGAUGUAUCAGAAUAUCUUAAUCCUUAUUAUAAUGGUCCACAAGAUCAUUACGUAGGGUUCAGCACUUUGUAA